Messenger RNA from Melampsora larici-populina 98AG31, 799 nucleotides. RefSeq lists its product as uncharacterized. The record is from RefSeq and is a predicted model, not a curated record. The transcript has 4 exons. Bases 487 to 648 code for a protein of 53 amino acids. Lineage: Eukaryota; Fungi; Basidiomycota; Pucciniomycetes; Pucciniales; Melampsoraceae.
GAGAAAGAAAGAGUCCACUAUAUUCCACUAUACACAUUGAUAUGAGAAGAUUUGCCUAGGAAGCUGCUCCAAUAUAAUACAAUUUAGGUAAAGGUUCAGCAAAAAGCAUGAAGACGAGAACACCGGAUCCGUCUCAGAAAGAAGUUGAAUGUAAGGGCUUGUGUCCAGGAUCUUGCUGAGCAGAGCUUUUAUACGAGAUGCUGGUUUAGUUUUAGAGUGAUUAAAAUACGUUAAUAAUUCGCUGAGGAAACUAAAAGUAUGACCAAGAGACCACAUCUUUAUACACAUAACUUCCUAACAAUAUUCGUGAAACAAUUUCCAUAACAACAUAAGUCAAAUAUUGACAUGACAGUCAUUUCUUUACCAACAAGGUUGAUCUGUCUUUACACGCAGCUAAGUGUGAUAUGACACAUAUUUGAAACCAUUACAUCGAGUUGAUCGUAAGUGAAACCGCUACGAACGCGUUGAGGAGGCUAGGAUCUUCGAAUGGCGAAUGAGCGCGACUUUUCGCCAAGUACAUUGAGUUCAGCUUUCGUGUCGAUAGGUCUGGCUUCCGAACCGUUCAAGAACGAGAUUGAAAUGAUAAGGACUGUCAUUGUCAAGGCUCUUAGCGAUUGCGGGAUGUUAAGCUGCAUCUUCGGAUGUUGAUCUUGAUGUAGACGUGUUGAUCGUUUGAUAAUUUUUUGGAGUAAGGUUACUGUAGAAAGAAAAGAAAAGGUGACUCUUUUGCUAGUUUAAAGGGGGAAGGAUUAUCUUGGUGAAGAAGUUGCCGUAAUUUUAUAUGGCCCCAUUUUAUAUU